This is a messenger RNA of Phoenix dactylifera (date palm), 2435 nucleotides long. The record is from RefSeq and is a predicted model, not a curated record. Lineage: Eukaryota; Viridiplantae; Streptophyta; Magnoliopsida; Arecales; Arecaceae.
AAGGCAGUUUUGGCCAGCUUUCCCACACCCUCCUCCACUUCCCGAAGACCGCACCUCCCCCGACCCUCACUUAUCUCACUUCCCCUCCGUUCUUUUUCUCUUCCUCUCCUUCCGCUUUGCCGAUCGCGUCUUCUUCCCCAUCUUUGCCUCGAAACAGCACGAGAAUCGUAUAUUUUGUUCGACUCUCUGUUAGAUCCUCAUAAAGGGAAUCUCCAUCGAGUUUCGGGGGGAGUAUAUCUUCCCAUGCUCUGUUAGCCCCCCAAUUUCAAUCUCGUCGGUGCUCGAAUGGAGCCUUCUUGCAGCAAAAUCGAACGAUGUCGGCGUUAAAUCUUUUGGUUGUUUUUGCCGUUUAGAAAUCGAUGGGAUCGGAGCGAGCGGUGGUGGAGAUUAGCUCUGACGAUGAGGAUCUUUAUCCGGAAAAAUGGGAUUCGUUCGAUUGGGUCUCUGACCUGCUCGAUCGUGACGAUAUAGGGGCGGAAGAUGUCGAUGAUGUCAUGGUGGUUGACGAGUUUUCGGUUCCUCCCGCGAAGCCGACGCAGAAUUCUGAGUCGUGGAGGCCGGCUAGGGGUGCUGCGGGUGAUGAGUCCGAUGAUGAUUGCUUGGUGUUGGAUUCUGAUCCUGAUAAUCCGGUCUCGGUUGUUGAUGAUAAGGGCAGUGGGGGACAUGGGUCGGAUGACCUGCUCAUACUUGGAGAGAAGGGGCAGUUGGCUUGCAGGGAUUUCCCUCAUCCACGGCAUCUAUGUGCUAACUUCCCUUUUAGCACCACACGACAUGAAAAGCAUUGCAAAUUGUGCCACUGUUAUGUCUGUGAUUCUCCUGCCCCAUGUAUCUAUUGGGGCAAUGGUAUUGCAAGCACUGAUCAUUGUCAUUCUACGGAUAAAGAUGGAAGGUGGAAAGCACUGCGGCAGUCCUUCAAACAAAAGAGCACUACUUUUGAGCCACAGAAGCUUCUUGAUACAACACUUUCCAUGUUGCCAUCCUUUCAAAACUCAGUACCACCAUGUCGUUCCAACACAUCUUCGCUAUCCAUUCCGUUAUCCAGAUCAAAUCCCCUCCGGCCUUGCUCAGCCACUAGAUGUGCCACUCCAGAUCCAGCUAACCGAAUACACCACCAGAAUUCAGCACCUCUCUCUUAUCUUGGUCAGAGGCCUGGUCAUCAUGCAUCUAAAUCCCACCCAUUAAAUCCCAGAACACAAUGCAUACAAAGACAGAAUCGUGUUGCUGGUGCUUUGACCGCUCAGUCAGUGUAUUCCCAGACAAGAUUUAAAAGGGUUGGGACAGCUCGAUCUGGUCCUAUGAGCUUGAAUGAGAACCGACUACCAUGCAGUGCUUUGAAUAAUAAUCAGUUGCAGAGAAAUGUGCUACAGGGAUAUCAUUUCACACCGGUCACUUCGAGGAGAACUCAGUGCCCUCCAGUGACAUCACACAGGUCUCAACGCCCACCAGGGACACUGCCACAGAGCUCCCAUUCUGCACCAGUAACUUCUCAGAUAUCUCAGUGCCCACCAGUAACAUCAGUGGAUGAUAGCGUGAAUCAGAUGUACAAAACUGCACUGCAGAAAUCUCAAUGUGUGCCAGUAAGAUCACAGAGUUCCCCGUGCCCGACCAUGACUCUAGUAAAUGAUGACACGAAAAGUUGGCAGGAUAUGCUUGCUAGCGUGGCAUCUGAACUAGGAGUCUUUGACAGUAACAGCAGAGAGGCCACCCCAGAUGUGCAACAGCCACUUAUGGUUUCUUCACAACCCCAGCCCUUCAGUCAAUUUGUUUCUGAGACAAAUGUAAGUCAGGAUGUGGAUAUCUGUGGUCAUUCCGCACCAGAAGUGACCAACCUGAAUUCAUUAGGCUUUGACUGCGGAUGGGAGAACCCAGCAGCUCAAAGUAUUCCGGAAAAUGCUCAGGGAGUAGAUUCCCAGCUAAAAGAUGUACAGCCAUCUGACUCACUGGUUUCUGGGUGCAAUCAGGGUUUAGGAGACUCUCGGUUGGGUAGCAUUUUAGCCUUUUUAGAGGAGGAGAUGGUAGCAGAGGGUGCAAAAGAACCAGGGCAACCGGAACUCGAUCCUGUCACGCUGCUCUAUGACUUCGAAGCCACAUGGAGUAGCUUACCACCGGUAUAGUUUUAUGAUCUUCAAACAUCUCUUGGGUCCGGUUCUAUUUUAACUCUCUUCUCGGUUACAAAAUUAUCUGCAAUAUACUGAUACAUUAAUUAGGGUCUUAUGUGGCAAGGAUAAGCAUCUCUCCUGUAUAUUUUUUUCUGAGAUCAGAUAUACUCAUCUUUUUAAAUUGUUGAGUAACCAGAAAUUUCUCAUGUGGAAUUUAAUAUUCCUGAUCAUCUGAACUGUGAGUGAAGAUUAUACUGAGAACUUUGUUAAGUUUAUAUUUGGGGUAAUAGUCUGUGUAAAUGCUCAGGAUUAAGUUUAACAGUGCAUUGUCACCUA